This is a messenger RNA of Rhipicephalus microplus (southern cattle tick), 642 nucleotides long. RefSeq lists its product as uncharacterized. The record is from RefSeq and is a predicted model, not a curated record. Lineage: Eukaryota; Metazoa; Arthropoda; Arachnida; Ixodida; Ixodidae.
CACUGAUCAGAUUCUGUCUUUCAAUAAUGAUUUCAAGAAGCAUACUUUGAACGCUGUCCUCCACUAUAUUUGGUGACUGAAGGAUUUCAGCCAACAUCACUUCAGAGAUGUCUCAGGAACACUGUUCGCAGAACCAUCGAUACCUCUCAAACUGCAUGAACUUGGACUCAUUUCUGGUAAUUGUCAUGUUGAUCACAUACUUGGAGCAAUGCAGUACAACACAAUUACAAAACAGUACUGCUGCUGGACGAGAGUGCUGGUUUAAUUGGACGAAAAUAGUCGAUGGACAGACCCAUGGUUUGGAAACCCCAUGCGUAGGUCUGAAUUGCACCAAUGGUACUUUGACACUUAUAGACUGCAACACCACAAAGCCAGAAAGAGAGGAUGGUUGCGAGCGUGAACGUCACAGUGGAACUUAUCCAGAGUGCUGCAAGUGGGUGCGAGCAUGCUAGUUACAGCCGAGAAGCUCUUGGAGGUAAUUUAAAGCGGUCAUGCUGUGUUCUUUCUACAGCAGUAAUGUACCUAAUAAAGUGUACUAGCACUGCUUUGAAGCUCCCCAUUAAUGAGAGCCGAGAGCAUUCAUUUUAGAGCAAAAUACCUUGAAAAUAUGAUACCUUGGUCAAAAAAUUUUCAGAGUGGUAU